Neospora caninum is the source of this 2571-nucleotide messenger RNA. Its product is annotated as dead-box helicase family protein, related. Gene Ontology annotation, molecular function: ATP binding; RNA helicase activity; RNA binding. NCBI's taxonomy places the organism in Eukaryota, Apicomplexa, Conoidasida, Eucoccidiorida, Sarcocystidae. The transcript is spliced from 14 exons. Gene Ontology annotation, cellular component: catalytic step 2 spliceosome. The record is from RefSeq and is a predicted model, not a curated record. Gene Ontology annotation, biological process: mRNA splicing, via spliceosome. Bases 1 to 2571 code for a protein of 856 amino acids.
AUGCCACCCGAGCUGAGGGAAAACGGGGACCCCGCGGAGGUGUCUCCUGUCUCCGUCGCGGGUUCCGAGGGCGCCGCCGAGGGCCGAAGUGCGCGCGAGAGAGAGCCGAAGCGCCUUAGUUCAGACGCUCGGGAGGAUCAGGACGAGCGAGAGGAAGGCGAAGUCCCGAGCGGUAACUGUUCAGACGUCGACAAGAGUGAGCGGGUCGGCGGAGCAGCGAGGGGCGAAGAGGAAGAGAAAGACGGUAGAGGCCGGAAACGCGUGUUGGGAGCCGAGGAGACGCCCGCGGUGCGUCGGGCUGCUGUCUCGGCGCUUCCUCCGCCUCGUUUCUCGUCAACACUUUCUCCUCACUCUGAGCCGUCGCCUUUCAAGAAGUUCCGAGAGAGUCACGCAGAGAGAGAACCAGGCAGAAGCUUCGAGUCGCCGCAACAGGAGCCGAAUCGCGAAGAUCAUGCCUCUGCUCCCUUUUCUCCGUCUUCGCCGGCGCGCGGGGCAACGUCAGCUCUUCCCAGACGCACCCCGCCUUCCUCCACUCUAGAUCUUCCGGCGCCGGGUGCGCGGUCGGCUUCCUCGCUUUCUUCGAAACACGAGGCGGCGUUUGGGGCUCGGUCCUCGAGAGAUUUCAAAGAGGAGACAAGGGCGAACCGAGACAGCAAAGAGGACGACAGACGAGGCCGCGACGACGAGCGCAAGCGAGCAGACGGAGACAGAAGAGACGGCAGAGACGAACGAAGGGCGCGAGAGGAGAGAGAGGGAAGAGAUGAACGACGAGGGCGGGAAGACGAGAAAAGAGGAAGGGAGGAGGAGAGACGAAGAGAAGGAAGAGAAGACAGGGACGGGCGAGGCGGACGAGAGAGAGACAGAGGGGACACUGGAAUCCGACGAGGAGAGAGCCAGAGAGAGAAGAAAGAAGAGGGAGAAGACGAACAGGGCAAAGCCCGACCUGCGUCGUGGACGAGCGUCUUGCGAGCUCCUGAACGCAAUAACAUCCGCUCCCUUGAGGACGUUCUGACGAAGCAGAAGACGGAGGAGCAACCUACACGCAUCAUGUUUAUGACGAAGAAACAGAGAGAGCAGCAAAAGGCGGCAGACGAACGGCGUCAACUGGAAAUGGAGAAGAAGAAGGAACGCCAGUUGCUGCAGAACCGAAAGAACUUCCUGAUGCAACAGGAAAUCGAAAAAGAGCGGGAGGUCAAGGAGAAGCUGAAGCAGCGUGAGAUGGAGAAAAUCAAGGAAGAGCAAGAGAGACGCCUGCGUGCGGUGAGAGGGAGUAGCGGCACGUCUCGCAACAAGGCAGAGGAAGAACGCGAGGCGAAGCGACAAGCAGAGGAGAAAAAGGGCGGGUCGUCCGGUCGGCGGGGCGAGAGCAGCUUGGCUGAUCUUCGGCUUCUUAAUCUCCCAGAACAGGAGUUGCGCGCGCGACAGCAGGAGAGAGAGCUCGAGCAAAUUCGAAACCAUUACCUAGGGAUGCGGACGGAGAAGAAGAAGAUUCAAAAGCCGUCGGAAAAAUUCAGGAACAUUUUCAAUUUCGAAUGGAAUGACGCAGAAGACACAUGCAAAGGCGACAACAACCCGCUGUACCAGGAGAGAAUGGAGCCUCAGUUGCUCUUUGGCAGAGGGCGGCAAGAACACCAGAAGGCUGAAGAGUCCCGCGGAGCUGCCGAGGCGGCUGCAGCUGCCACGGAGGCCGUGAGGGCGGCACGAGAUGCGCAGGCCUCGCGCGUGCGCGAAAAGGAAAACGCAGAAGACAACCGCGGCCACUGGACGACGAAGAAGCGGGAAGAAAUGAACGAGCGAGACUGGAGAAUUUUCAGAGAGGACUUUGAAAUCUACAUCAAGGGAGGACGCGUUCCUCCUCCCAUUCGGACUUGGGCAGAGAGCGCACUGCCCUGGGAGUUAAUUGAGGCCGUGAAGCAUGCGAACUACGAGCGGCCGACGCCCAUUCAAAUGCAGGCGAUCCCCAUCGCUCUCGAGCAGCGAGACUUGAUUGGUAUUGCAGAAACUGGAUCAGGAAAGACCGCAGCCUUCGUGCUCCCCAUGCUGACCUACGUGAAGGGCCUCCCGCCUCUGAAUGAAGAGACUGGACAAGAUGGACCGUACGCACUCAUUUUGGCGCCGUCCAGAGAACUGGCCAUUCAAAUCGACGAAGAAACACAAAAAUUCGCGUCCUUCUGCAAAUGCCAGACUGUGGCUGUCGUCGGAGGCCGCAGCGCUGAAACGCAGGCCUUCCAACUACGCAGAGGCGCGGAGAUUGUCAUUGGAACUCCUGGGCGUGUCAAGGACUGCCUCGAGAAGGCGUAUACCGUUCUCAAUCAAUGCAACUACGUUGUCCUUGACGAAGCAGAUCGAAUGAUUGAUAUGGGUUUUGAGGAGAUCGUGAAUUUCAUUCUAGAUCAAAUUCCGACUUCAAAUUUGAAGAGUAACGACGAAGCCCUCAUCCUUCAACAAGAGAUGCAAGCGAAAGCCGGCCACCGGCUCUACCGCCUCACGCAAAUGUUCAGUGCGACGAUGCCUCCGGCAGUGGAGCGAUUGGCGCGGUACGCAGAUCGGACGAAGGAGCAGAAAGCCUGA